CACUUAACAGGAAGUAACCUCGCCGUGUUGUAUUAGUUGUUGAUCACCAGAGAACAUUUUAAUGGGAAAAUAACGGUACACACAAAACAAUCAUGGAACGUGUACCCGCGCCGUUACGGUGCUUCAGCGAAUGGCACUCCUCGGAGAAGUUCACAGACGACGGAGUGGAGACGGUGACUUCAGUGGAGCAGAGAAAAGUCGAACGCAGUAUACAAGAAGUAAUCAGUGUUUACAAACAGAUACACAGCUUACCACAACCCACUCUAUUGAGAGACCAGCACUACCAGUACCUGAAGAAGGGAUUACGUCAUCUCUCCGAUGCUUAUGCGUGUCUGGACGCCAGCAGGCCGUGGCUCUGCUACUGGAUCCUACACAGUCUGGAGCUGCUGGAGGAACAUGUCCCCACCUCCAUCGCCUCAGAGAGUACGUACUGUGCUGCGUCAGUGGCGUCUCUCACCAACAUCAUGACUCCCACACUGUUCCAGGACACGCCCACAUGGAUCGUCAGCUGUCAGAACUGGGAGGGGGGUCUAGGGGGCGUCCCUGGGCUGGAGGCCCAUGGUGGGUACACCUUCUGUGGGACGGCUGCCAUGGUCAUCCUGGGGAAGGAGCACAUGCUGGAUCUCAAGACCCUGCUGCGUUGGGUGGCCAGCAGACAGAUGAGGUUUGAGGGAGGGUUCCAGGGUCGCUGUAACAAACUGGUGGAUGGCUGCUACUCCUUCUGGCAGGCCGGGCUGCUCCCCCUGCUACACAGAGCCCUCUUCAAAGAAGGGGACUCGACACUGAGCCUGCAGAAGUGGAUGUUUGAGCAGCAGGCGUUACAGGAGUAUAUCCUCCUCUGCUGUCAGAACACUGCUGGUGGACUGUUGGACAAACCUGGCAAAUCCAGAGAUUUCUACCACACCUGUUACUGUCUGAGUGGUCUGUCCUUAGCGCAGCACUUUGGCAACAUGGACCUGCACCACGAGCUGAUCGUCGGCCGGGAGGAGAACAGACUGGCCCCGAGCCACCCUGUUUACAACAUCUGUCCAGAGAAGGUGGCCCAGGCCAUCCAACACUUCCACCAGCUGUCCGUCCCCGCGCCUGCACAGAAAGAGGGGUCCUCGGCCUAACCAUUCACCGGAGAGUAUGGGCAUGUCCACGCGAGUGUUACAGGAGAUGGACCUAAGCAAGGCGCUGUGCACGCGAGUGUUACAGGAGAUGGACCUAAGCAAGGCGCUGUGCAGAAUGGCACAGACCGAUUCCCUCCAACUCAUUUAAUACAUCUUGGAGGAGGCAACCAUUGAUACGGGGUCAGAUAUUUUUCCAUUCUGCUAAUGAUUCAGGGUAGGGUAAAUCUGAUCCUAGAUCUAUGGCUAAGGGAACUGUAUGUUGAGUGGUACUGUGCUGUAUGCUUGCUACAGAGUGGGGCUGCACUUGUUUGCAGGGAUCCAACAGACUGAUCGCUGGUCUACAGCAGACAAAGAAAGGACUGUGAGAAAUGUCAGAAUUAGGGCUGUCCAAAUAAAGGCCUGAAUAAAAAUAUUUGGAAUCUUG
Molecule: messenger RNA, 1536 nt
Organism: Salvelinus sp. IW2-2015
Lineage: Eukaryota; Metazoa; Chordata; Actinopteri; Salmoniformes; Salmonidae
Source: RefSeq, a predicted model, not a curated record